AUGUUUGAAGACGGUCCUCCACCGCUACCCGUCGUCACCCACUCGUCCCCGAGCCAUCAUGAAUUCUCUCCAGAUGGUGGUCUCGCAGAUUUAGCCGAUGACAAUCGACUAACGGCCGUAGCUGAUGACGAUUUGGAUGGUACGAGUCAUGGGACGGCUCUAGCUCAGCCUAACUCUAGCAUUCCAGAUUUUGAACCUGAAUGCUGCUUCAUUCUUCCUUCCCCAAUUUUAGUGCCUAAAUUAGAUGUGGAUACUAACCAUGUGGAAAAUCAAACGGGUCAUGUUUCUGCUCCCUCCUCUGGUGUAGAGACUGAAAAAAGUUCCUCGAAGCAGGAAGAAGGAAAUACUCGGCAGUUUUCGCCUGAAUCCUCUCAGAACCGAUCAAAAUCGGAUCGAAAGCCUAGCGGUGAUGGAGAAUCAUCUCAUGAUUGCCCGGUUGAAAUGACAUCGGAUGAAAAAAUUUGUAAUGAUGAAACACAGCGGAACUUGACUGUUGAUUCCACCCGUGAUAUUAGCGAAAAUAAUUCAGAACCGCUUGGGGAAAGGAAGAGGCCAACACGAAAUGCAAAUGAAAUUUCCGAAGAAAUCAGAAAUCAUGACCAAAAUGACUGCUUCAAUUCGAAUGGCGAGGAAUUUCAUCAAGAAGAUGCAAAUGGUAAACCCGAAGCAUCGGUGUUGAACAAGUUCGCGACAAGUUCAUUUGAGUGCUCUGGUAAAGCAGAUAACGUGCACGAUUCUGAUAGCACCGGUCAAACUGAAUCUAGAGAAUCAACGAAGACUGAAUUUAAAGCAUGUGCUGUUGAUGGUGAUCAUAUGCCAUCAGCUCAAUGCGUUGAGGCAUGUAACUUUUCAGAAACUGUUACAGAUACAGAACAAGUUACAAUGCAUUCCGCAGAUGAGAAUGACAAAAAAGACCCUGAGAGCAGUGAGUGUGUACAGAUACAGCAAACACCGUCUUUAAGUAAUGCUUCGAAGGUGGAACAUAUUAAAAGUUCUAUCACUGUUGAAUCGAAAAAGCCUAGUGAUCAACUCCCCGAAAAUAACGCUUCUGAGGUGGAAAUUUGCGAGGACAAACAAGAAGAUAGUCGACGAGAUGUGGCUGGUGAGAAUUGUAAUAUUGCUGAUAAAAAUGAUGAGGAUGAGGAUGACGAUUUUGGUGAUUUCGAAGAAUUUGGUGAUUUUGCAGCGACACAACAACCCGUUCAGGCGUCAUUACCAUCAUUGUGCAAUAUUUACAAGGCUGAUCGAGUGAAGGAAUGGGUUGUGGAUAACGUUCAGUGGCAAGAUGUGAAAGGAAAUGAAAUUGAAGAAGAUGCCACUUCAGAAAACGAUUGUUGCAAGAAUGAAUUCGAAAAUGUUUUAGAAGAUUUGCAAGAAACACGACAUGCUGUUGAUAGUCUGAAGUAUGUAUAA
Anisakis simplex (herring worm) is the source of this 1413-nucleotide messenger RNA. The record is from the annotation of a GenBank genome assembly. NCBI's taxonomy places the organism in Eukaryota, Metazoa, Nematoda, Chromadorea, Rhabditida, Anisakidae.